AUGAAGUCAGUCUGCGCUCCUAGAGGGAUUAUCCGCUCGGGGUCGUUCUUUGGCCUAUAUAUAGGGGACGACCGCCGGUCUUCCCUUCUCCAAGCUCCUGGCUUACUGUUGUACUGUGCUAUCUUUCAUCGAUGUCCACUCCUCAACCUGCUACUCUCUCCGGCUAGCGAGGCAUUCUUCUCGCCUCAGCAGUUCCUCAUCCAAAUUGGCGACCAACGUCUCCAAAUUGACGACAACGCUGAAACGUUCCGUCUCUUUCGUUCUUCCCCUUAUCUUCGACAGUGCUGGAAUUUCAUCGUCGACCACCUCAAUCGUUUCCUCGGCCAAUUCAGGUUCGAGGAGGCGUUUAUAUAUUCCCCUGAGUGGGACUUCUUAUCUUUCGCCACUUAUAACGACUUGUGUAUCUUACAGAGGUUGCCCGGCGGUCAUUCGCUGAUGGCAGUGAGGGCCUACACCAUGGCCUUCAUGACUGUCUAUCAAGGCAAUGACGGUCCCCCUGGUCAUCCUCGCUACCCUCUUACUGCGCCUUACUCCUGGCGGGCCUGGGCUGAACCAGUCCACCGAAAUAUGGGCAUUCGUCGAAUGAUGAACAUCGUCUUCACCGACCCCCAGAUGGCUAUCUUAAGGUUGACCCGUCCAAUCGUUCCUUCGACGGACGCUGAGAUGCCGUUCCUCAUUCCUCGUCGCCUUCGUGACAACACUUUACGGGGAUGGCGACUCAUUUCUCCUCCAGCGUUGCCUAUGGAUUGGGCCACUUGGAGGGCAGAUCCUCACUAUCAACACUGGCACAUCUAUAUCGAUGUGGCCGUUUCUUUUGAAGAGGCCUUGGCCAAGUACAGGCGGGAGCGAGCUGCAUGGCUCGCUGACCACACUUCGCCUCCUCCUGGUACCCCUGUUAUUCGUCAUCCUCACCCUCAACUUCCUCGUCUUACUGUUCGUCCUCGCAAUUUUCCGCCUGGCGUUGUUCUACCGCCCACUGCUCUCCUUCGAGGAGAGGGACGCGACUCUGCACCUGCUUCACUCUCGCCCUCUGGUACUUCGAGUCUGGAACGUCAAGUCUUUGGUACCAGCGCGUCGGUCUCCCAGGCGGCUCCUGCUUCUUCGGUGCCUCCUGUGUCUACUCUGGACGAUCGUCGUUCCGCGUCGUCCUCUGUAGUCGCGUCGGGUACGGGUCUUGACGACGGGGACGCUGUCGACGAACUCGACCCUUCGCCUAGCGGCGAAGACGUGCAUCAAGAGGCUCCUCGAACCCCUCGUCGAUCUCGCUCCCUUCAGGUGUCUCCUAAGACGCCCAAGACGCCCGGCAUCCCUCCUAUCCCUGCGACUCCUUCCUCUGCGAGGAAAAUCGUUCCUAUUCCUGGUCAACCCGCCGUCUACGGUCCUUCCUCUUUCCCUCGUGCUCCCAAAGGUCCUCAAGCAAAGCUUUUCCAUCCCCCUUCCGUUGGUUUCAACCCGAUCGUCCGCCGGGAUGGCGUUGACGAUCCUACGGGUUUCCUGUCCCAAGGGAGGGACACCACUCCUCUCGAGCUUCAGUUCUCACAGAGGACUGGCGUCUCCAUUCAACACCUGAGCCGGGAGGAACGCCAGGCACACUACUUGCGUCCACCAGUCCCUCCUAAGGGCUCCCCUUCCUCUUCGUCUUCCUCUUCUUCGUCUAACUCUGAAGGAGGCUCGUCGGAUGCUAGAGACGAUUCGUCUCGCUCCUCGAGCAACCCUUUCGUCGGGUCCCUUCGUCGCAACAUGCCUACUGCGCAACGUCAGACUACCGACCUCCGCAACAUCCUCUACCAGAACCUCACAGGUAUCAUGGGUUCCCGGCGGUUGUUGUCCGACCACGCCUUGGUUGUGGGCCCUUGCGCUAGGUGUGCCUUCUUAGGCAUCCCUAGGUGUGAGUACCGUGGUCCUGGUCUUAGCUGCGGCAACUGCGGUCGAGCGGACAAGCCAUGUCCGUUUUCGUUGAACAUCGACGCUCGUCGCGGCCUUCGCAACCAGCUGGCGGGUGCAGCUGAGGGAUCUUCUCAUUACAUUGACACUGUCGUGCGCGACAUCUUGCACCAGUCUAACGUGGUGCGAGAUUCGCUCAAUCAGUACCUCACCCACUCCCUCCACCUUUACGAGCUUCACGCUCGUCUCCUCUCGGCCAUUUAUCGUUUGGAAACGUCUGAGGGACCCGAGGCCAUCGUCGUCGAGUUUUUCAACAACGACUUCGAUGCGUACCUCGAGUUUCGCUCGAUGUUUACCUUCGAUAAUUUCCUCGUGGGUGCCGACGGUAGCACCGUCAACAAGGCCGAGCUUGUCCAGCGUAUGGACGAGCUCUUCACCCGUUCGCGUCGGGCCUCCGGCGUACCCAUCCCUGACGACGAACUCCUUCCUACCGUCGCCAACCCUCCUCACGCUCCUUACGUCUUUGGUUCGUUCAUUGCGCAGGAGUUCCCGAUGGCCAAGGACGGCCGUCUCUGGUCCCCGUCGCAACUCGAUCGUCCUAUCGACGACGAGUUCGACGAUUUCCUCGAUCAAGACGCGUCCUCUCUUCCCGCAUUCGACCCUCUUGUCGACCCGGCGGACGUCUACGACGAUCGUACUGGCGUAUCUCCCAGUGCUGACGUUAUCAUUGGGGACUCUCUUGGUCUCUUUUCCUCAGAGGAGUCUCCAGAGUGGCCAGGCAUCGAGGGUUCGGCGAUGAACGUCGACGAGAGGUCUAGCUCGGCCCUCUCCUCUGCUCGUUCUGGUGGUGGCGCCUCGUCCUCGAACUCAAGCGACGAGGGAGACCUUUCUGACUCCCCCGAAUACUAA
Coprinopsis cinerea okayama7#130 is the source of this 2793-nucleotide messenger RNA. RefSeq lists its product as hypothetical. The record is from RefSeq and is a predicted model, not a curated record. NCBI's taxonomy places the organism in Eukaryota, Fungi, Basidiomycota, Agaricomycetes, Agaricales, Psathyrellaceae. The coding region runs from base 1 to 2793 and encodes 930 amino acids. The transcript has 9 exons.